This is a messenger RNA of Phyllopteryx taeniolatus (common seadragon), 2055 nucleotides long. It is a transcript of the gene pane1, whose product is annotated as proliferation associated nuclear element. NCBI's taxonomy places the organism in Eukaryota, Metazoa, Chordata, Actinopteri, Syngnathiformes, Syngnathidae. The record is from RefSeq and is a predicted model, not a curated record. The transcript has 6 exons. The coding region runs from base 137 to 691 and encodes 184 amino acids.
AAACGUAAUGACGUCAUGCGUAUUUGGAAAAGAAGCGGGCACGGAAGAAAAUGGCGCAUGGUUGUCACUAGUACUGCAAAAUAAUUCAUACUUCAGGAAAGAAGACCUUUAACAACGUGGUCGCAUUUGGCUCACCAUGUCGUUGCUGAACCCGUUUAGUAGGCGGCCUGCUUUGAACACCGCUAGUAUAUUGCUCGUGGAGAGAGAAGAAGAGUUUCAGCAGAGAUUAGCUGAGGUUCUGGUGAAGGAGACAGCAGUCACGUUGAAUGUGAGACUAGCAAAAAGUCUGCCUUUGCCCGCCGCGCACGAGCAGAGUCGCCCCAGGAUAGACCUGGUGGUUUUUAUCAUCAACCUCACGUCAGACCUCAGUCUGCAGUCUGCUGAAGCUUCCCUCAAGUAUUUGGACCCUGAAUAUUUCCUUGGAAAAGUCUGCUUCAUGGCCACCAACGCACGCAACGCCGCCAUUCCACCAGAGCGCCUGGACGCCCUCAGAGAACUGGCUGCGUCACUACACUGCACGCUGCUCUUUGCGGAGGAUCAGACGGCAGAUGGUGCGACCAACGCCUCGGAGAGACUGCUGACCAUCCUGAAGGUGGCGGCCGGUCUCGUUCCCAUGACGACGGCGCUCUAUCUGUCUAACCUGAUGAUGUGCACAGUGCCCUCAGACAAUAAUGAAACGGAUUUUGAUUAGCUACUGCCACCGGACUGGCAUGCUCUCUGACUUUUACAUGAUUAUGUUCUCUGUAGUUGUACUCUGCCACCAGUGUUCAGUUCUUCAUUUUAUAUUUUAUAUUUAUGUAUUCUCCUCUCCUCUCAGUUUUGGAUCGAAACUGCACUGCAUCAUUCUGUGGGGCGUUUCUACUUGGUUACCUUAUUGAGCUAAAUGUCAAACCAUUAAAAACACCUCAUGGUAUAAUGCAGUUCUGUUCUGAGAUAAGCUUGUUUAGCCUGUAUGUAUUUCUGGCCUAGCUGUCGCCAGCAGUUAAAUAGAACGUGUAAGAUAACAUUUCCACAUAAACUGAUUUCUUCCCGUGAAAGAGGCUUUAAAUGUCAUCAAAUAUUUAACUGCAGUGCAGUGGUUGAGGACCCUGGGGGGACUUGUUGAUGGCAGCCUUUGUGCCCUGUGUCACGUCUUCAUCCUGCACUGAAGCAUGCGCACGCUUGCUAUUAAUAGGUUAUCAUCACGGCAAUUAUCCGUCAUCCAUGUUCACGGUUUUGCAGCACGGUGCAAGAGACUGGAGGCACAUGAAGGGCUGGGGAAUCUUUGCUCUGAACUUUCUUUCACUUCAAUCUUACGGUGAAAAUUUGACUGAUUAAAGGGGCGGCAAAAAAAUCAUUCAAUGGCAUUUUUCAAAACAAUUUUCAAAGAUCCACCUGGCUUCAAACGGGAAUAUUAAAACCGAAAUGUCCUGAAAGGUGAAAAUAAAAAUUAAUAAAUAAAUUCAAAUAUCAGUAGGUAGAUGGACUUAUCUCUGAGUCAUUUAAAAUAAAGGACUCAAUAAAAUUAGUGCUGUGCUGUGCUGUUUAAGCUCAUUUUGUAAAUGUCAACAUAAAGUAUUUAAAUGCCCUUUUGCUCAAAUUAGUUUUGUCCUUUGCUUGGCAUGAUUGUAUUUAUGUGAACUGACCGUGCAGUAGCGCCGUUUGCUUUUUUGUGGUACCGAUCGUUAGUCUGCCCAAGCUUCUGUGGAGGAAACAAAAGAAAGAGUUUGGGUUUGGUCGAGUUUCUUUCUCUGUUGUAACAAUUUUUCUUGCCAAAUAUUGAAUUCUGUGUCAUGGGAAUAUUUAUAAUGUGGAAAUUACGCUGAAUAAUUUGACAUUGGGAUGGUUUCAAUCAAUUAACAAAUGUGGACGGAUGAAUUCACUUGAUAAAGAUUUCAGUUGGAGAUAUUUGUUGAAAAUGGGGAAUUCUGGUAAAAGUGGGAAAACUGUGAAAUUGAAAAAUGGCUGCCCGCAUGCCCUUAAUGAGCUGAAUAUCCAUGUUGGAAGUUGUCGCAUGUCCAAAAAAAUGUCAGGAAUAACAUUGCCACGAAUAAAAUGAUUUCGUUUUCAAACGUU